AUGGAUCCUGACAGUCCCGCAUCACAGCCCGUGUCGCAGCCUUCAGCAUGGCGUUGGUUCUUGGGCUUUCUCAUGGUCGGCGCAUGCUGGGGACUGACCACGCCCUUCAUGAGGCGCGCUGCGGUACAGCGAGACAAGGAGCCUCAACUCACACGACCAUAUUUGACGGACCCGAGCACGCCAUGGAUCAAGAAAAAGUUCUGGGGGAUCAUUUAUGCGGUCUUUGAUCUGCUGAAGAACCCCAGCUAUGCAAUCCCUCUUCUCCUGAACGUCACCGGGAGUGUGUGGUUCUUCUUGUUGAUAGGACAAGCCGAAUUGAGCUUGACAGUGCCAAUCACAAACUCGCUGGCUUUCCUGUUCACAGUGCUGGGAGAAUGGUGGGCUGAAGGGAAAGUAAUUUCACGAGACACCUGGAUCGGUAUGGGCUGCGUACUGGGAGGCAUCGCCUUGUGUGUACAUUCGAAGACCAGAUGA
Zymoseptoria tritici IPO323 is the source of this 474-nucleotide messenger RNA. RefSeq lists its product as uncharacterized. Lineage: Eukaryota; Fungi; Ascomycota; Dothideomycetes; Mycosphaerellales; Mycosphaerellaceae. The coding region runs from base 1 to 474 and encodes 157 amino acids. The transcript has 3 exons. The record is from RefSeq and is a predicted model, not a curated record.